Molecule: messenger RNA, 294 nt
Organism: Umbelopsis ramanniana AG
Lineage: Eukaryota; Fungi; Mucoromycota; Umbelopsidomycetes; Umbelopsidales; Umbelopsidaceae
Exons: 2
Coding region: 1-294 (97 amino acids)
Source: RefSeq, a predicted model, not a curated record
AUGGCGGCACGACAGAUUAUAUUGACCCUAUUCCACACUGAGCGUUGUGGACUGUGUGAUAAUGCCAAAGAGGCACUUUUGAGAGUGCAGAAAACCGUUCCCUUCACUCUCAAAGAGCUGAACCUGAAUAAGCCAGAAUGCCCCAAAGAGCUUGCAGAACGCUAUGUGUUUGAUACUCCUGUUGUGCAUUUGAAUGACAAGUUUUUACUGCAACAUCGAGUGGAUGAGCAGAAGCUUAAGCAGGUGCUGGAGGAUUAUCAAAAGACAGGAAAGCAGCCCACGCCAUUUGUCUAG